This is a messenger RNA of Eupeodes corollae, 4909 nucleotides long. RefSeq lists its product as uncharacterized. The transcript is spliced from 3 exons. The coding region runs from base 276 to 3059 and encodes 927 amino acids. The record is from RefSeq and is a predicted model, not a curated record. Lineage: Eukaryota; Metazoa; Arthropoda; Insecta; Diptera; Syrphidae. Gene Ontology annotation, cellular component: nucleus. Gene Ontology annotation, molecular function: zinc ion binding.
UACCCAAGCCCACAUCCACCAUCUUGCCGCUGCCGCAGUGUAUUAUAUGGUGUAGUGUGGAUUGUGAAGUUUUUUUCUUGUGCACAUUAUGGUCGCAAUUCUUUGAUGAACUAAAGUGUUGUCUAAUUGCAUUUUUAACAAUUAUUUGGAUCAUAUAAAAAUAGAAAGUGUAUCUAAUCAAUUCUUCAUUAAAUAAUAACAAUUAGUUAAGAAAUAAAAAAUCAUAAUCACACACCAUUAUUUGUUUGCAACUAAAAGAAUUUCGCGACUAAAAAAUGGGUGACUUAGUGGAGACUCGUCAGAACGAGUUGAAAACCAGGAAAAUCUGCCGCUUUUGCCUGACACAAAAUGCCUCGAAUUUGUCGAACAUCUACUCUCGGGAAAAUCGAAUGCAAACUGCACCAUUGCCCCUUCAGGUUAUGGCCUGUGUAUCCAUUGAGGUGUUUUCCAGAGACUGCAUGCCAGGAUAUGUAUGCAGUGAAUGUCGUCUGAUUUUUGAUUAUUGCUAUCGUUUUAAACAAAUGUGCAAAAAAGCGGAUACUUGUCUUCGACACUAUCCACUCACAGGAUCGUGGUCUCCAGCUUUAGAUCAUCCAAGAAUUCCACGUGAACUUUUACUUCAGCAAAAAACCGUUCAAAAAAACUUAAAUGCGUUGCAAGUUACCAAAAUAAGUGAAGCUUCAGAGAAUGUUGAAGAAAUCUCUCUUGAUGAAGUUAAAGAUCAAUCUAUACUAAUACUAGAUAAAAAUCAAAGUUCUAUUCCAAAGAAAUCCCAUCAAAUAGAAGUUGAAAUUGAAGAACCGGACGAGGACGAUGACGGCAAUUACACUCCUAAGAAGGUUCCUGUUCCCGUUGAAAAAGCAGCACGUAAAACCCCGGUUAUAAAAAUAUUAAAUAAAUCAGCCAUUCGCAUUCUAAAUAAGGAAGCUCAAAAAGUUAUCGAACCUAUAAUGUCCAAACCAAUGUUGCAGCGUGAUGAUGAUGGUAAUUUGGCUAUUGUUACUCAGAUUCUGGAGCAAGAUACACCUGAGAGCAGAGAGCCUGCCCCAAAGGCGGCUGUUUUGGAGACUAAUGUUUUCCCUUGUCCGCAUUGUGAACGUUCGUUUCCGUUGCGACAGUUGCUUGAUAUUCAUUUGGUAAAUCAUAAUCGCGAACGAAGUUUCUUUUGUGAUUACUGCGAUAAAAGUUUCUUCAGUAAAUAUGACUUGCAAAAGCAUAAUUUAACUCAUACAGGAGAAAAACCUUAUGUAUGUGUGGUAUGCAAAAAAGGUUUUACACGUUCAACUCUUUUGCAUCGUCACGAGAAAUCACACAUUGACAUUCCCAAGUUUAUUUGUGUCUUCUGCGAAAAACCAUUCAUAUCACAAGAAGAAAUGGAGAAGCAUACCGAUCGACAUCGGAAGCAUAGGCCAUACGUGUGCAAGAUUUGUAACAAAGGAUUUGCUUUCAAGCAAGGUCUUGAGCGUCACGAGGUUGUACAUUGUCGUCAGCAACCUUUUCAAUGUCAAUAUUGUGACCAAAGCUUUUCUACACCCAGUAAGUUAUCAAGGCAUUUGACAGCUCACGCUGGUAAACGCCCCUAUCCUUGCAAGCUUUGUCCUAAGUCUUAUUUACUCAGUCACCAUUUGACAAGACACAUGCGUUCGCACAAGAAUGGGUCGGGUUCAUAUAAAUGCAAUGAUUGUCAAAAGUCAUUCGGCACCAGGGAUGAUUUGAUUUAUCACUCAGCAGUACACGCUGCCCAAACAAUGGUCUGUCCACUUUGCAAAGACGCAUUCGAUGAUAUUGAAACUGUAACUGAACAUGUAAGGCAGCAUGCUGAAGGGGAAGCGUAUGCUUGCGAGUUCUGCGAUUUUAUUUACAUGACUUCUGAACGGUUGGAUGACCACAUCAAAGCCAUGCAUGCGUUGGAAAUGGUUGCUUACAACGAGGAUAAUAAACGAAGUGCUCUAACUUCAAAAAAUUCAAAAAAUACGGAAAACGAAGAGAAAACCCAAACUGAAAAUCAAACUAAAGAAAUAGACGAUGUAAUUGAAGAGUUUUUGUACGAAGAAUUUCCAGAGGAUUCUCCCAAACCCGAAGUGAACGAAAAUGUUAUUAUAAAGGAAGAACAUGUGUGGGAAAGACAACUCGAAAACGAUAAUCAAAAAUCUAAUAAUGUUUCUCAUGGCUCAAAUGAAAACGACAUUAUUGAUGAGGAAACUUUAGAACUGAUGAAUAUUAUUGAAAUGAACUCAACAGAGGAGGAGCCUCCGGUAAAAUUUAAGAAAACAGCUGAAAAAUCUAAAGAAACCACAAAGAUUGUUGAGAAAAAACAAACAACGAUUCGACGCAAGGCACCAGUAAAACCUGGUCAGGUAACAUCUUCAGCUAAUUCUAGUUCAUUGUCACCAAAAGAAAAUCAAAAGCCACUACAAUCAAUUUUACCAACAAAAAUAAUUGCGACUCCAAAGACUGCUGUAAAGUCAGUUGCACCCAAAUCUCGUCAGCCCACCAUUCAAGCUGCUCUAAAUGCGAUAUCGAAAUCUGUUUCGAUAAAGAAAAUAGAAACAUCUAACAAAGCAUCAGUAUCACCUACAAUACCAAAACCAGUCGAAGCUGAGAAAACACCAACACCAACAGCAUCAACACCAACAAAUACAACUAGAAAAUCAUCUCCACGAGUAACAGCAAAGCAAGAGUCAUCUGAACAAACAAAGUUAUCAAAGCAAUCACCAACAAGUACCAACAAACGCAUGCUUCGACAACGUGGAGAAGUUACUUCUGUAACUAAAGCACAAACUAAGCCUAGUCCAGUCUCUGGGCAGAUCAAAAAAUCGCCUACAAAGUCCGCAGAUGUAGUGGCAGUAAAGAAAACUGAAAGUUCUUCUGAGGAGGAUAAAAAACUUGUUGAAAUGAUAAUCGGUGAUAAGAAAGUUAAGGUAAAAAAAAUUACAAUGACAAAGGCGCAAGUAGAUGAAAUGACUCGUGACGGACUUAUUCAAAUGAAAGGGGGCACCAUGAUUCUUAAAAAGGGUCGCACUUCGCCCAACGAUGUUAAGAGUCCAUCUAAUCACUAAAGAAUAAUUGUUGCUUGUGUAAAGAUUGUACACUAAUCGGAAAAAUAUAAACUAGUAAAAACUAAUGUAUUUUAAGGGGCUGUAAGGAAGGCAUAUCAUAUAUAAGUUAUAUAUGGAGCGAGUUUAAGCGAAACCAUUAAAUUAAAAAAAAAAGUAACAACUACAUGUCUAUAAAAGUUAUAAACAUUUAUAAUAUUUUUUUAUAAUAUUUAAGACGAUUAAGUUUUACCUAAAACCUUUUGUACUUUUUGCAAAACGUACACAAUUAAAUCGGUUGUUCUGAAAAUUACUUUCUUGAUUGUGGUUUCUAAGCGUUAAUGCUUACAUACAAACCAUUACAUGCGGGCAAUUCGCUUAUCAUAACAGGGCUCAAAAUUUACGAUUUCACUUAAUUUUAAAACUUUACCUAAAUUAUUACCAUACUCUGUAGAUAAAAAUUUUGGCAGUUGCCUUAUGGAAAAGCUUUAUUUUAGAAUCAGUUAAUCACUUUACACAAAAACAUCAUCAUUGGGCUAGUUCAACCAACAUAUGGGACUUCAUUUGCUAACUGCAUUCUUUGGACAAAAAAUAAGACCAAUUUUUCCGUGGUCAUUAAUUUCAAACUUGGAACUUUACUUGACUAUCUAUCUUUUACUUGCAGAAAGUACCAACAACAUUAUUACCUACAAACAAGUUUCGUUUCACAUGUUACAAGUCCAUCAAAAGAUGUGUUUCGUAUUGCAAAGAAUAAGUCUGUAUUAAUUUUCCAAUUUGACAAAGCACCCCUUUACACAAAACAUGAAAUGGAAUUAUGCAGAAAAUAAUUAAAUUACAGAGUACUAACGUAUAGCUUUCAGUUGAAUGAAAAAAACUUGUGGACUUGACUUCAUAGUAAGGGACAUUUAUCUUGACUUAAGUUGCCUUCAUUGGAAGGCCAUUUUUUGGCAACUGCACAAUGGGAUUAUAGAAACUUACUUACCUUCAAGUCUCUUAUGUCGUCUGAACCGACAUAAAUGCCACUCGACCUGCCUGGCAGUUGCCUUAAAACUUUUAUUAUGUUAAUAAUAUUAAUAUAUGUAGGGUUACCUUAGUCAUUAGGAGGUUUCGGUUUAAGGGCUAUCAAAGAAGUUCUUGAUGAUGUAACACUUUUUUCUGACCAAGUACAUAUAAGUUUUUUACAUUUAUUAUUUUAUUUUAUUACUUGAUUUGUCUUAUGCAAUUGAAGCAUAUUAAAAAAUAAAUUGAGUUUUAUUUACAAAUAUCGAUUUAUUUUGCGUGUUUUAUUUAUGAAAAUAUGUUAAAUCUUCAGUGUUUUAUUUACUUCAACCAACUUAUGUAUUUUUCAUCAUUUUUAAGCUAGUACUUUUUGGAAUAUAAGAUUUUAUUAAUAAUAUGAAUUACAAUUUUUUAACUUGUAAACAUUUAAGAACUUAAUGCUUAAAUACAAUAUUGACCUGUUAAUCCUUGUUUAUUCUGCAAAAACAUUCAAGUAAAUUAAUAAUAAAUAAUUGCUGUAAUUGCUGAGAUACAAUUUGACAAUGAAAUAUUCGGCUAUAUUAAAGAAACUAAAUGUCUAUAUAAAGUCGGAAAGGAAAUUUACCCUCCUACAGAAAAAGCUUCCUACCAAUACCUAAAGACAUGGAAAUCAGCAGAUAGAAACACAAAAAAUAAAAUUUGUCUAAUUGAAUUAGAAAACAUUCAACAAUAGCAAAUGCCUCAGUAUUGAACCAAUUCAAAUUUGAUAGAAAACAUCGAAUAUUAAAAAGAAACAAAAAAAAAUCGUCAAAAAUGUCAAAAAUUCUACAAAAUUUCAGCUGAAACAAGACCACUUAUUAAUCAAAGAGAAUUGUUAAAAAAUGAAAAAAAUAAAA